CUCGUAUUCUAAAGGUUUUAGGAGAGAGAAGUAAUAAAAGGCAGAGUUUAAAAAGUAUAUGUUUUUCCAUCUCUAGAGCACUCCAGUCGUUUCUUAUUAACGUAAUCCAAAAGUUAUUUUGUGGCAGGAAUUUGCAUUGUGAUAAGACAAGUUCUAUGUAAAGUUGCUUGGAAGAAACCGUAAAUAUUCGAGCAGGUGGAUCAUCAAUUCCGACACGUGAAAGGGGGACUUGUCUUUUGGGACACAAUUGUUGCCAGCAUUUAUAUCCUGCUGGUCUGCUUUAUUAAACGCAUAGGGUCCCCACGUUUAACGCGCCUGGUUCUUUGUUUGAAGGACGUUUCCAAAUCAAAAGCCGGCUUUUUCUUCCUUUUUGAGUUAACAUUUUACCUGUCAUUGUGACGUUACCCUAAAUACUGAAAAUGUCAGCUGAAAGAUAUUCAACAUUGGAUGAACCGUCGCUUCGGAACAUGAGUCCGUACGGGAGUUGCAGCGAUGGGACAAAGCUGUACCUACCAAUUGGAGAGAAAAAGCUGGAUGGGACGAUGGAUCUGGAUAAGAGACGGCUGAUCCGUUCAGCCAUCAGAGAGCUGAGGGAGAUGGAGGACAUGGAGGCAGCCCUGGCCAGAAAACGCUUCCGGCCAACAAAUCUCAGCCAGAACGACGACAAAGAGAACCAACUCACACAUAGGUCAGAAUUGGGGGGCUCCCUAGAUGUGCUCUCUGUGAAACUGCAAGCCAUCCAGGACAUUGAGGAGCUGACUGGACUGCUGCGCGGUGCCAAUGAGUAUGAGGAGAGGAAACUGAUCAGAGCUGCCAUCCGCCGCCUCCGAGACGAGGAGCAGCAGGGUACAUGGGAGAAAGGGAGGACCACCGGCCGAUGUCUGGAGUCUGAGGGCCUAGAGCUCCAAAGCAGCUUGGGAACAGGGGACACAGAGAAGGAGAGACUUAGCGAGCGAAAGAGAAUCAAGUCUCAGAUCCGGGAGCUACGGAGCCACCAGACGCAGCAGGGCAGAGAGCUGCACGGGACAGACUCCAACUCAGGCAUGGUUCUGGUUCUGGACCCCCUGGUGAGGGAUGAAGUCCCGGGCCCUCUGCUGACCCGCCCACCGACCCGGGACCAUGUGACAUCAUCAGAGCCGGACGUGGUCCUAUCUCACCGCCAGCGUUCUGACUCGACAUCCUCAGAACGCAGCCUGGCCUCCAGGCCCCGUCUGGACUCUGGAGCCUCAGAGAAGAGUCUGGGUCUGGGCUCAGCCUUCCGGACCAGGGUGGACUCUGGAGCAUCAGAAAAGAGCCUGGGCUCAGCCUUCAGGACCAGGGUGGACUCUGGAGCAUCAGAAAAGAGCCUGGGCUCAGCCUUCAGGACCAGGGUGGACUCUGGUGCAUCAGAAAAGAGCCUGGGCUCAGCCUUCAGGACCAGGGUGGACUCUGGAGCAUCAGAAAAGAGCCUGGGCUCAGCCUUCAGGACCAGGGUGGACUCUGGAGCAUCAGAAAAGAGCCUGGACUCAGCCUUCAGGACCAGGGUGGACUCUGGAGCAUCAGACAGAAGCCAGUGUUCCGCCCACAUAGGCAGACUGGACUCUGGGGCCUCAGAGUCCCACUUCAGACAGAGACUGGACUCUGGCACAUCAGACUCCAGUAUGGGACCGCGAGCCCCCCUGGGCUCUGAGACCUCCGACGGCGCAGGGCUCCUGUCACGGAAACGGUUGGACUCAGGGACGUCUGACCUGAGCGUGGGCGUGUUGUCUGAGGGCCGGAGCCGAGUAGAGCAGCCAGAGGUGACCAUGAGUAGCUCCUCCUCCAACACAGACUCCGAGGCUGAAAGCACCAACCACCAUCCAGACCAGCCCCAUCAGGACAGCACCACUACCAACCAUUAUCAGCCUGAUGGGGCCGUCCUAUUCAGGAAAGCCCCAGACUCCCACAGUGGCCUGCUCAAUGGCAGUGCCAAGGAAAGAGGAGACAUCCAGGAACAGAAGGUCAGAUAUACUUUACUCACUCCUCUCAGAAAAUCAGAUGCAGUUCCUGAGAAGAAAGAGCCGGUUGUCUUGGCCCCGUUCGGCCGGGCUAACUCUGUGCGGGACCGUAUGCGUAAGUUCACGGAGCCCAGUCCCAGUGUCCCGGUCCUGAAGAGGGGCUCUCAGUCUCUGAGGAACGCGACAGCCCCCAGUGCCCGAGUCCUAGGCAGAGUCACCCAGUUGAGUGAGGGGCCAGCAGCAGGGACAGCCAAGCAGACAGCAGUGACCAAAGUAGUAUCCAUCACCACCCCUACAGACAGACCCGGGAGACCCCAUGUAGGCUCUACAUCCUACUCUUCAUCCGCCUCCUCCUCAAAGAACCAUGUCCAAUGCCAGGACACAGUUCAUCCAGGGGGCGUGGCCACCAAACCUCUGCAAAGCGCUGCUCAAUCCUUGAACUCUGUAGGCGGGGCAAAGCAGGCGGCUGAAAAGCUGUGGCACGCCUCGGGCGGCUCAAAGGAAGACAAGACCCCAGGGAGAGCAUCUGCACAGCGGGACAGCAAGGGAGCAGCAGACCCCGACAUGAAGACCUUCCUAACUAUUGAGAUCAAAGAUGGGCGCACCACCACCACCUCUUCAUCCUCUAGAGGCAACCUGGCCCCACGCAUCUCCACCAACCCCAUAGGUCAGAGAGCAGAAUUGACCCUGGGCCUCAGAGCGACCCCCUUCAAGAUGUCCUCCUCCAGCCUUACCUACGGCUCCUCUUUCAAGAUGGCCUCAGAGCCCAUGUUGGCAGUGGAGCCCUCAGUGCGGGUGGCCUGCUGUCAGCCCCCGGCUGCUGUACCCAACGGCUCCUAUGCGCCACCUCGGGACAAAUUCGAAGAGUGCUCCAGAAAACUGACCGCAGAACAGCUGGCCGCCAUCGACGAUGAGGAGCUCCUGGAUAAAAUGCUGGAUGAGUCAAAGGACUUUGAGGAGAGGAAGAUGAUCCGACAGGCCAUGAGAGAUCUGCGUAAGAGGAAGAGAGAGGCCGAACUGGGAUGUACUCAAGAGGAAAUAGACCAGAGAGAAAAGGAGCGGGAGUUUCGUCUUGCGGAGCUUCGGCAGCAGAGAGCGGAGCAUACUCAGAAGGGUCGUACGGGAGGAGGAGCUGGAGAGGUCGUCAUGAGGAAGGUGGAGAUGUCAGCUGAUGGCUCCACCCUCAGCCAAGUCACCAAGACAGACCGCUUUGCCCAGUCUGGUGAUGGCAGCAGGACAGCUCACAGCACCAUCAUGGAGGCCAGUUAUGUGAAGAAAACAGACGUGGGGACAGUUCAGUCCAAGUCCUACAGCUGCUCCUCCUCUACCUCCAGCAGCAGCUCCACCAGGAAAGUGGGCAGUGUGUUUGACCGCGAGGACGACUCGGCGUCCCGUGCUGCGGAGCGCCGGCAGGCAGAGAAGCGCAAGGAGCUGAUGAGAGCCCAGACUCUGCCUAAGAUGUCCGCCGCACAGUCCCGCAAAGCCAUGAUCGAGAAACUGGACAAGGAGAGCGGAGGGCCAGGAAAUAAAGCAGUUGCCAAGGUGAACACAGUCCAGCGCUCGGCUAGCUGCGUGGUGCCCAAUGCCAACUCCAUCAAACAGAUGCUCCUGGACUGGUGCCGCGCCAAGACCCGCUCAUACCAGAAUGUGGAUAUCCAGAACUUCUCGUCCAGUUGGAGUGAUGGCAUGGCGUUCUGUGCCCUGGUCCAUAACUUCUUCCCAGAGGCCUUUGACUACUCCUCUCUCACCCCUGCCAACCGCAGACACAACUUUGAGGUGGCCUUCAGCACUGCAGAGGAAUGUGCCAACUGUAUGCCCCUGUUGGAGGUAGAGGACAUGAUGAUCAUGGGGAGGAAGCCUGACUCCAAGUGUGUGUUCACCUAUGUGCAGUCACUGGUCAAUCACCUGCGCAGGCACGAGAUGAAACUCGCCAAACUCCAGGGCACCAACCUCUGAUCUGCUCACUGUGUAUCUUCCCCCAUCGCACCCCUCUCCUGAGCCCUGGUCCUGAACACCACCCAUGUCCCAAAAGACAGCAGCCCCGACUCUGAGUGAGGGGUGUUACUGAUUUGCACAUCUCUGAUGGCCAACAGGUGGGGAGUGUGUAGGUGUUGGCAUCCAUCUUAUGAUUAUCUUUGUUGAUGGUGGUGGCAUGCCAGACAGAUAAAUUCCCUUCAUCUGAACACAUUUGUUUAGGCUGUGCGAACCGUCCCGUCUUAAUAGAGCAUCUUUAAGCUUUAAUUGAUAUUUUAUACUGAUAUUUAGUUGUACAGCAUAUCAGUCAUAAGGCAGUUCUAUACAUGGUUUGGAAGUCUGAAGAUUUAGCACCAACAAAACCCUACAUUAAAUGUACAUGAGAUAGGAAUUUUACUGUAUUCCCUCACCCACAUUAAAUGCCUACUUUUUUAAAAGUUUUCUGUGACAAUUGCAAGAUGUUACUCAAGCUGUUGGCGAUGAUGAAGAAAGAAAAUAUGAUAUGAGGCAUUGUUAAUAUUCCUUCAGUCCCCACUCUGGUACUGUUAAAGGUGUUACUAAAUCUGCUAAACACAUCUAUUUGAAUUGUUUUAAAUAGUGCUUGGUAUGGAGGGAUGUUCAUUAUUAUUUGGUGGGUGCUUAUAUUUAUCCUAUUACACACACGUACAAGUAUUUAUUAAUACGCAUGUGUGAAUUAGAUUGUUUUUUGCAUAUCACAACUCUCCCUGAGACAUCCUCAAGAAAGUGGGAUCGCGGCCAGGGUCUGGACCCUAGACCAAUUAGGAUUAAAUGCCUUGCUCAAAGGAUCAGACAGAUUUUUCACCUUGUUGGCUCGAGGAUUUGAACUACCGACCUUUUUAGUUACAACCCCAACAUUCUAACCCAGGGAUGGGCAACUCUAGUCCUCAGGGGCCGGAGUGGUAACUUUUUCUCCAUCCCUAUCAAACACAGCUCAUUAAACUAACUGCAUUCUAUACUGAAGAUCAUGAUUAGUUGAUUAUUGGAGUCAGGUGUGUUUGCUGAAGCAAAAGUGUGAAACCAAUCAGGCUCCCAAGGAAUGGAGUUGUCCAUCCUUACUCUAACCAAUAAGCUAGCUGCCGCCCAAUGUUAUUCAGUAGCUGGCAUUAUGAAAUUGGCGGAUCCGUCUAUGCAGCACUAACAUAGCAGGUGUAAAGAAACGCCUGAGAAGGUUCUACAGAAACCAGAAUCAUCUGGUUCAGGCUUUGUCUCUUCUCUGCUUUUCCCCUGAAAACCGUAUGCUUCCAGGUUCUGCUGACCAACUGAAGGUGAUGCAAAACCGAUAUCUGAAUCUACAACUGAGGUUGAAGCCAGACUAGGUUGUGAUAGUAGUUGUGAAACUAUAAUUGUGUAUUUACACCACUCAGAAUAUCUACAUCAUGUUGGUCUGUGGAGAAACACCAGUGUUGAAAAGUAGGUUCCAAGUUCCUCUCAGACAGGUAAAAUCACACAUUGGUGUUUCUAGAUUAUCACACCUUUUCUCCUUGUCCUUGCCGCUGUUCGCUACAUUGGGGUCUAAAAAAGAUCUUGGCAUGAGGUUGUCACAUUCACACUGCCAGCAUCAGCCCACCCAGCAAACACAUAGAAACACACAGCUCUUUAAUUAUGCUCGGGUAACAUUUUUGUUGGUGGUCAUACCAUAUGCUUUGAGGUUUUGUUUCAUGAGUCCAUCUAUGAAAAUGUUUGUACAGGCUAUAUGUUAUGGUAAUGUCAGUAUUUGUGGGCUCCCGAGUGGCGCAAGGCGUCACUACAGACCCUGAUUCGAUUCCAGGCUGUAUCACAACCAGCCGUGAUUGGGAGUCCCAUAGGGCAGCGCACAAUUGGCCCAGCGGUGUCCUGGUUUAGCCGUCAUUAUAAAUAAGAAUUUGUUCUUAACUGACUUGCCUGGUUAAAUAAACAUUUGAAUAUGAAAAGGUUUGUUAGAGGCCAACCAAUCUAAUGUAUUUAUAAAGCCCUUCUUACAUCAACUUGACGUACAGAAACCCAGCCUAAAACCCCAAACAGCAAGCAAUGCAGGUGUAGAAGCACGGUGGCUAGGAAAAAGUCCCUGGAAAGGCCGGAACCUAGGGGAACCAGCCAACUUCCCUUCUCUAAAUUCUUGGGCCAAAUGAAAGCUGGCUUUCAGCUCAGUUCAUUAUGACAGACAGGAGAAUAUUAAUGAUAAAGGCUGAAUGUACUUUAUUGCCCAUGUAUAUUUUCUGAAUUCUAGCUAAAUAAAAAUGUUUUAUGGUUUCUUUAUUGUUGGUUUUAGAACUGGUUUUGAUUUAUUUCACUAAUUGAGACUAGAGAAAUGUACUAAAUCUAAAUGUUGUCACGUUUCGUAAACAGGUGUCCACUAACAAUGAAAAGCUUACUUAUGGGUCCUUUUCCAACAAUGCAGAGUUAAGAAAAUAUGGUUACGACAAUUUAAUAUUCCGCAACCAGAAAGUUUCCACAAACUAGUUAAUCCUGUACAUACAUGCUUGGACACAGUCAAUUCAAUGUUUCUGUACACCACAAUGAAUGUCAAUUAACAAUUAAACCAAUUUAAGAAACAGUG
Oncorhynchus gorbuscha (pink salmon) is the source of this 6507-nucleotide messenger RNA. Its product is annotated as smoothelin-like. Gene Ontology annotation, molecular function: protein binding. NCBI's taxonomy places the organism in Eukaryota, Metazoa, Chordata, Actinopteri, Salmoniformes, Salmonidae. The record is from RefSeq and is a predicted model, not a curated record. Gene Ontology annotation, biological process: actin cytoskeleton organization. Gene Ontology annotation, cellular component: microtubule organizing center; filamentous actin. Bases 420 to 3932 code for a protein of 1170 amino acids. The transcript has 21 exons.